UCAGGAAAUCGCCAAUCGGACUCGAAGAUGCCAAACGAAGACGAGAUCAAUCGUGAGGCCGAGCGUGCGGAAGACGACGAUGAUGACGCACCAGAUGAGUGGGACAAGAGAAUCUUCAGCACAGGCUGCUCCGAGGAGAAUGCGAAACUGAACGACUGUUUCCGUGAGAAGAAGGACUGGCGAGCUUGCAAAGACGAGAUGGAAGCCUUCAAGCAGUGCUGGAAGCGGCAGGGGAAUGACGACAGGACGGAUUCGAAGAAUGCUUGACACAAAAGAGAGAUAUCUUGCCGCAGUGGCCGGAAAGCACAUAAAAGUGGCUGCACUCUAGUUGGUCACCAGAUAUCACGAUCACACGAUGGACCAUGAUGAUUGGACCGCGUAUACAUGUCACUGAAUCCGACCUCGUCGCAAAGAACUACAUGUCCCUAUCCUAUGAUUGUCCACUUCCAAAGACAUGUCCUGGUUGUAGUCGAGUUGAUGCAUACAAAGGCCU
This is a messenger RNA of Neohortaea acidophila, 493 nucleotides long. RefSeq lists its product as uncharacterized. Bases 28 to 267 code for a protein of 79 amino acids. NCBI's taxonomy places the organism in Eukaryota, Fungi, Ascomycota, Dothideomycetes, Mycosphaerellales, Teratosphaeriaceae. Gene Ontology annotation, biological process: mitochondrial respiratory chain complex IV assembly. Gene Ontology annotation, cellular component: mitochondrial intermembrane space. The transcript is spliced from 4 exons. The record is from RefSeq and is a predicted model, not a curated record.